AAAAAGGCAUGGCAUACAAUUAAAACCAUGGUUAACUUACCAGUCAUCAGCCCCUUCAAGAAACGCUACUCAUGGGUGCAGUUGGCUGGGCAUACAGGGAGUUUCAAGGCAGCUGAUAGUGGGAAGAUUCUCAAACGCUUCUCAGAGAAUGAAAAGGAGUGUUUUGAGCGAUUGAUGAAAGACCCGCUACGCUCCUGUGUCCCUUGCUUCCAUGGUGUGGUGGAGAGAGAUGGCGAGAGCUACAUUCAGCUGGAUGACUUGCUUACUGAUUUUGAAGGGCCUUCUGUCAUGGACUGCAAGAUGGGGAUAAGGACAUAUCUGGAAGAAGAGUUGACUAAGGCCCGUGAGAAACCAAAGCUGCGUAAGGACAUGUACAAGAAAAUGAUUGAAGUGGAUCCUCUUGCUCCCACAGCUGAAGAGAAUGCCCAGCAUGCUGUCACCAAACCCCGAUACAUGCAGUGGAGGGAAACCAUCAGCUCUAGUGCCAACCUGGGCUUCAGGAUUGAAGGGAUUAAGAAGGCGGAUGGAACAUGUAACACAAACUUCAAAACUACGAAGACACAGGAGGAAGUUCUACAGGUUUUUGUGGAAUUUAUUGAGGGCAACACAACUAUUCUGAAAAAAUACCUCAAGCGUCUGCAGGAAAUUCAUAUCAUUCUUGAAUCCUCAGACUUUUUCAAGCAACAUGAGGUCGUUGGAAGUUCACUACUUUUUGUACAUGAUGGCAGUGGGAAUGCCAAUGUGUGGCUGAUCGAUUUUGGAAAGACCACCCUUCUUCCUGAUGGGCAGACACUGGAUCACAGGAUUCCCUGGCAAGAAGGCAACAGGGAGGAUGGGUACUUGUUGGGACUGGACAAUUUGAUUGGCAUCUUGGAAAGCAUCACUGAAAGAUGAGUUGAGAAUGGCACAAAACUUGCAGGGCUGCUCUGUAACUUUCUGCUCUACUGGGAUCACUCAGUUAGAAGGAAACCUUUAACUCCCUCCAAACUCCUGUGGUCAUCAGUGCAGAGGGAGCUGCAUCCAGAACCCAGCAGUUAGUCAUCAAAAUGACUUUGCAUCGGCCCUCUAUGAACCUGAAUAACUCCAGAUUGGUCUGUAUUGCAUCAGCCUAACUUCAGACUGGUCCUCAGAGAGUGAAGAUCUCCAUACUCAGGAAUCACACCAGCAUGAGUCAAGAGAUCUGUAUGCUAAACCAGAAUGAUUCUGAUUUCUGGCAAACCGAUGGGACUCAGAUUACCUCUUAGUGAACCAGAGCAAGUGUGUGGGGAUUCAGGCUAGGAAUAACAAUUUUUCAGGGAACUGCAUAGUUUUGAAACCAGCAAGAGAGGGUUUUUUUUCCCCCUAAUUCCAAGUCUCCUUGCUCCUGUGUACACUAUAGGUUGGACCAAUGACUUCUGCUGCAUUGUGUUACAGCGUGCACAAGGUGGAAGUAGGCGAUAAUCACAAGAAACCUGGAGCAAAGGGAGACAGCAGUUUGUAGUGGCUGGAUGUGGUAACUGCUGUUGACAACUCCUCCUCUUUUCUACCCUAGCCUUGAUUCACUUCUAUCCAAGAACAGCCUUUGCUUUUAUGUAGCCUCUCAGGAGAUUACAAAUACUCUAGGGAGAGAAUAGCAGCCUAUUGUCUCCAAAAACAUUUGACUUUCAGACUGGGUGGGCUGUUGGAAAAGUGCCUAGCUUGGCAAGUUUGGCCUUUUGCAGCUGAACUGCAGUUCUGAAAAUCAGUAAUGACUCUUCCGCACACAGACCAGGGAACUAAGGGGUUUUUUUCAAGGCUUGUUUAUUUUUAAAGAUAAAACCC
Pelecanus crispus (Dalmatian pelican) is the source of this 1800-nucleotide messenger RNA. The record is from RefSeq and is a predicted model, not a curated record. Lineage: Eukaryota; Metazoa; Chordata; Aves; Pelecaniformes; Pelecanidae.